AUGGCUCAAGCCUUUGAAGAUUUCUCGCUCUCACCUGUCUAUAAAAUGUCCCAAGCCGCGAUCAAUACCAGGGGUUCCCCCGGAUGGAAUUGCAAGGGAAAGGCGAUGCUAAUCACCGGUGCCAAUGGCGGCGUGGGACGGGCGGUGGUACAAGCAUACGCACGCGCAGGUGCGUCCCAUAUCGGUUUGGGAAUGCGACGCGAGGUCACCGACCUAGUCUACGCAGUCAAGGCGGCAGCGGCGCAAGGGGGUCACCCGGAGCCGACCGUGACGGUGCUUCUUAUAGACUUGGAGGAUCGAGCAAGCGUCACGGCGGCGGCAGAGCAGCUCGAGCGCGAUUGGGGCCGGCUCGACAUUCUAAUCAGCAAUGCCGGCUUCCUGCCACCAUUCUUGCCACUUCUUGAGGGUGACGAGACUGAUUAUUGGUACGCCUGGGAGAUUAAUAUCCGCGGCACUUACUGGAUUGCCAAAGCCUUCCUACCCCUACUGCUGCGCUGCGGCGGCGAUAAGACCUUCGUCGCCAUCAGCAGCCUGGGUGCCCACAUCCUCACCCCAGGUGCGAGUUCCUACCAGACGACUAAGUUUGCUGUCGUUCGCUUCGCCGAAUUCCUGAUGCAGGACUAUGGUGACCAGGGUCUGUUAGCCUACUCCAUGCAUCCAGCGUCGAUGCUCACCGAGCUUGCCAAGAAUAUACCUUCGAAUAUGCACCGUCUCCUCAAUGAUACGCCCGACUUGGUUGGCGAUACCUUUGCGUUUCUGGGCAGCAAGAAGAGAGAUUGGCUUGCCGGUCGAUUCAUCGCUGUGUGUUGGGAUAUGCCCGAGUUGAUGGCGAGGGAGAAGGAGAUUGUCGAAAAAGAUGCGCUCAAGUUUCGCAUGGUGAUGUAA
Molecule: messenger RNA, 885 nt
Organism: Fonsecaea multimorphosa CBS 102226
Lineage: Eukaryota; Fungi; Ascomycota; Eurotiomycetes; Chaetothyriales; Herpotrichiellaceae
Exons: 4
Coding region: 1-885 (294 amino acids)
Source: RefSeq, a predicted model, not a curated record